UCGGCCCUAAAAAUGCUUUGCGGAGGCGCAGUGCACGUGCUCACGCUCACACUGGCGCUGUGCGCGGGCCACGACGUGCGGGCUGAAGCGCACAUACCCCGGGAAUACGGCGUCAAGCUGUGCGGCAGGGAAUUCAUCAGAGCCGUCAUUUUCACCUGCGGGGGCUCACGCUGGAGGCGCUCCAUGGAAGCCGUCCUCUGGAGAGACAAGACGAUGGACACCUCCUUCCACACCCGCAGCCUCCUUUCCCCGCGAGCCCCCUCGUCCUCUUCGUACUCCCUGGAGGACCUCCUGUCCAUACGUCGGCAGCAGUGGGACACGUCUUACUUGUCUCACAUUUUAGGUGUUCUGGCAGCAGAGGACCAGCCUUCGAGCAGCAGUAGUUGUAGGAAGAGGCACCACUUUUCUGUGGGUGUAGCAGGGACUUGCUGCAGCCAGGGAUGCACCAAGAAUGAUAUCGGACUCUUGUGUUGAGUGCUUUGAGUCGUGGACGUCUUUUCUCUUUCUACACACAUUGUCAUCUUUCUGCAUUUUUAAAAUAAAUAAAAUAUUGUCUUUAUGUGAAACAAACCACUUAUUCUGCCUUUUUAUUACCAUCUUCUAUCUCCAUAUAGCUAAACACUGAUUAAUCCCUUUUAUUAGAAAGGAGGGCAUUUUAACUGUACAUACACAGUAGUUAAGACACUGAAUGCAUUUUAUAUACAGUACUGUGGAAGAGUGUUUGCCUCCUUCCUGUUUUAUUUUUUGCAUGUUUGUCACACUUAAAUGUUUCAGGUCAUCAAACAAAUGUAAAUAUUAGUCAAUGACAACACAACUGAACACAAAAUGCACUUUUUAAAUGAAACUUUUUAUGAUUAAGGGAGAAAAACAAUCCAAAGCUACAUGGUCCUGUGUGAAAAAGUGAUUGCCCCCUAAAGCUAAUAAGUGGUUGGACCCCCCUUAGCAGCAACAA
This is a messenger RNA of Dunckerocampus dactyliophorus (ringed pipefish), 952 nucleotides long. It is a transcript of the gene rln1, whose product is annotated as relaxin 1. NCBI's taxonomy places the organism in Eukaryota, Metazoa, Chordata, Actinopteri, Syngnathiformes, Syngnathidae. Bases 13 to 474 code for a protein of 153 amino acids. The record is from RefSeq and is a predicted model, not a curated record. Gene Ontology annotation, molecular function: hormone activity. The transcript is spliced from 2 exons. Gene Ontology annotation, cellular component: extracellular region.